This is a messenger RNA of Centruroides sculpturatus (bark scorpion), 1086 nucleotides long. RefSeq names its product phospholipase A2 Scol/Pla-like. The transcript is spliced from 4 exons. Gene Ontology annotation, biological process: arachidonate secretion; phospholipid metabolic process; lipid catabolic process. The record is from RefSeq and is a predicted model, not a curated record. Bases 21 to 608 code for a protein of 195 amino acids. Gene Ontology annotation, molecular function: calcium ion binding; A2-type glycerophospholipase activity. NCBI's taxonomy places the organism in Eukaryota, Metazoa, Arthropoda, Arachnida, Scorpiones, Buthidae.
AUAACAUUAUCAUUUGACCUAUGUACUCGGUAAACUUCUCAAUUGCAAGAAAAAAUCUUCAAUCGUUUAAACGGCAUUUUUCGAACGUGCAGAGGAGCAACAUGAAGGCAUUGUCGAUUUUCCUCCUCUUUGCCACUCUAUACGCAAUACAAUGCGCACCCAGUCGACACAAGAGAAGCCUUUUUGCCAUGUGGCAUAUGGUAAAAAAUGAAACUGGAAAAUAUCCCGGAGAAUUUCUUCCGUACGGAAAAUACUGUGGACUCGGAGGAGAAGGAAAGCCGGUCGAUAGAAUAGAUAAAUGCUGUAAAACCCACGAUGAAUGUUAUACUUCCGCUUAUAGUAACGAAUGCAAACAUGAUCCCGGACAAGUUUACGUUGUAAAAUACAAAUGGUAUAAAAAAAAGAAGGGCGUAAGAUGCGGUAAAAAUCCCAACCCGUGUGCAGCUAAAGUAUGCGACUGCGACCAAAAACUUGUAGUGUGUUUCCAUCGAUUCAUGGACGAAUACAAUCCGAAAUAUCAUCAUAGACUUUACUUAUCUUUUCUGCCCCAAUUCAAGAGUGCAUUGAAGACAAAUUCUCUCAGAUCGCUUCUAGAAGCUGGAAUAUGAUUAUAUUUUUCUAAUAAUGAUAAUUCCUAAUGCUAAAGUAUGUUAAUAAAGUUUGUGUGUAUCAAUAAAUGCAGCAUAAAGCAAAGGUUGUACUUUUAUUGUGUGUAGAAAUUUUGUAUGCACCUGACCAAUGGCUGGACACGUUAAAUUUUUCUAGUCUUUCUUCACAUAUUUUUUUUUUUUAUUUUUAACUCUCCGCCCUGUGGAACUCUUAGCAAGUCCAUUAUGGUUUUGGCUGGGUGGUAGGGAUGGGGCUCGAUCCGACCACCCCUCUGAAUAAUUCCUGGGGAUUUAUAGACCCAUCCGGAUUCGAACUUGGGUCCUCCAGAAUGGUAGGCUCUGGGGGACCUGGGUGGUCAAGAGCCUGACUACUCGGCCAUCUAACAUCUAAACGGGCAAGUUUUCCAUUAAAAAAUUCUCCCUUGACAGUGACCAAGUGUGGUAUUGCCUUAACUAGGUCUAGCCCACAGUUAUCACU